AUGCAGCUUCAGAGCCACGAAAAUCCGGAUGAUGAGGUAGUUCUUCAAUGUACCACAACCAUUGUCAAAUCACAAAUUAAGCUCUGCCUUGCUGCUGAAGGAUUUGGAAAUCGACUCUGUUUCCUUGAAGCAACAUCAAAUGCGAAGAAUGUUCCUCCAGACCUUGCAAUCUGCAGCUUUGUCCUGGAGCAGUCACUCUCUGUACGAGCUCUGCAGGAAAUGCUGGCCAACACCGUUGAAAAGGGCAAUGAGCCUCUUGAUCUGGACAAAUGGUCUUCUCAGGGAGGAGGGCAUAGAACCCUUUUGUACGGUCAUGCUAUUCUUCUCCGACAUUCUCAUAGUGGCAUGUAUUUAUGUUGUUUGACAACCUCGAGAUCUUUAACAGAUAAAUUAUCCUUUGAUGUUGGACUGCAAGAAGAUGCGUCAGGGGAAGCUUGCUGGUGGACCAUUCAUCCAGCCUCGAAGCAGAGGUCUGAAGGUGAAAAAGUUCGUGUGGGUGAUGACCUCAUCCUCGUUAGUGUUUCCUCUGAGAGGUACCUGCAUUUAUCUUAUGCCAGUGGAGACUUGCAAGUGGAUGCAUCUUUCAUGCAGACUCUCUGGAACAUGAACCCUAUCUGUUCAGGCUGUGAACUCGCUGAAGGAUUCUUAACUGGAGGGCACGUUCUUCGCCUAUUCCAUGGCCAUAUGGAUGAAUGUCUUACUGUAGCGUCAUUUGAUCAGGGUGAAGAUCAACGCAGGUUUGUUCACUAUGAAGGUGGUGCAGUAUGUAGUCAUGCCAGGUCCUUAUGGCGAUUGGAGCCACUACGCAUCAGCUGGAGUGGCAGCCACAUGAAAUGGGGUCAACCGUUCCGUAUUCGUCACGUUACCACGGGCAGGUAUUUGGGCCUCGAUGAGGAGAAAGGGCUUCUGCUCUUCGAACAAGAGAAAUCAAACACCAAAAUCACUUCAUUUUGUUUCCGAAUCUCAAAGGAUAAAACUGAUACUAGUCAUAAAAGAGAUGUAGAAGGCAUGGGAAUUCCUGAGAUUAAAUAUGGCGAGUCGAUGUGCUUUGUCCAACAUGUGAACAGUGGACUUUGGCUGACCUACGCAGCAGCAGAUACCAAGACAGUUCGCUUGGGCCCCUUAAAGAGAAAAGCUAUACUACACCAAGAAGGCCACAUGGAUGAUGCGCUUUCGCUCUCGCGUUCCCAGCAAGAGGAAUCACAGGCUUCCCGAAUGAUUUACAGCACCAAUGGCCUCUUCCACCAAUUCAUUAAAGGUCUAGAUAUGCUAAGUGGAAAGAAUAGAUCUUCAGCUCCAGUGUCCUUACCCAUCGAUAUCAUCAUGCUGAGCCUUCAGGAUCUGAUCAGCUACUUCCAACAUCCAGAUGAGGAGCUUGCCCAUGAAGAGAAACAGACCAAAUUGCGCUCACUCAAAAACAGACAGAAUUUAUUCCAAGAAGAGGGCAUGAUCCAGCUGGUGUUGGAUUCCAUUGAUCGACUGAAUGUGUACAACAGCGCUGCUCAUUUCUCUGAGUUUGCAGGAGAAGAAGCAGCUGAAUCCUGGAAAGAAAUCGUUAACCUUCUUUAUGAGCUAUUAGCUUCUCUCAUCCGUGGAAAUCGUAGAAAUUGUGCUCUCUUUUCUGAUAACCUUGACUGGUUGGUCAGCAAACUGGAUCGUUUGGAAGCUUCUUCAGGUAUCCUGGAAGUCCUGUACUGUGUUUUGAUUGAAAGCCCGGAAGUUCUGAACAUCAUAACCGAAAGCCACAUCAAAUCAAUUAUAUCCCUGUUGGACAAACAUGGACGAAAUCAUAAGGUGCUGGAUGUAUUGCGCUCUCUCUGUGUCUGCAAUGGUGUGGCUGUACGAUCCAAUCAAAACCUCAUUACAGAGAACCUGCUUCCUGGCCGUGAUCUACUGCUCCAAACUAACAUGAUUAAUUAUGUCACCAGCAUGAGGCCAAAUAUUUUUGUGGGGACGUACGAAGGUUCUACACAAUACAAGAAGUGGUACUUUGAACUGAUUGUGGAUUACGUUGACCCAUUUGUGACACCGCAACCUACUCAUCUGCGAGUAGGUUGGGCAUUAACAGAGGGUUACAGCCCUUACCCAGGAGGAGGAGAGGGGUGGGGGAGCAAUGGAGUUGGAGAUGACUUGUAUUCCUAUGGUUUCGAUGGACUUCACUUGUGGUCAGGCCACGUGGUGAAGGCGGUUGCUUCACCAGACGCACACAUGCUUGCUGCCGAUGAUGUUAUUAGCUCCUGCCUUGAUUUGAGUGUGCCAAGUAUCUCUUUCCGGAUUAAUGGUCAUCCAGUGCAAGGCAUGUUUGAGAACUUCAAUCUGGACGGCCUCUUUUUCCCUGUGGUUAGCUUUUCAGCAGGAAUCAGGGUUCGAUUUUUACUGGGCGGAAGGCAUGGUGACUUCAAGUUCAUGCCUCCACCUGGUUACUCCCCUUGUUAUGAAGCUCUACUGCCAAAGGAAAGAAUGAGAAUAGAGCCAAUCAAAGAAUAUAAGCAUGAUUUUGAUGACACUCGAAACCUCCUGGGCCCUACACAAUCAUUGUCACAUACUGCAUUUGCACCAUCUCCUGUGGAUACAGCACAGAUUGUUCUACCACCUCAUCUGGAACGGAUACGAGAGAAGUUAGCAGAAAACAUCCAUGAACUUUGGGCUGUAACGAAGAUCGAGUUAGGCUGGACGUAUGGCACAAUCCGGGACGACAACAAGAAACUGCAUCCUUGUCUUGUGGAGUUUCAUAGGCUGCCUGAACCGGAGAGAAACUACAACCUACAGAUGUCCGGUGAAACUCUGAAGACCCUUCUGGCUUUGGGCUGUCAUGUUGGAAUGGCUGAUGAAAAGGCAGAAGAAAAUCUAAAGAAAAUCAAACUGGCUAAGCCGUACCUCAUGGCAAGUGGGUAUAAACCUGCUCCACUUGACCUCUCUCAUGUAAAGCUCACUCCAGCUCAGAAUACUUUGGUGGACAAACUGGCUGAAAAUGGUCACAAUGUCUGGGCGAGAGACCGCAUCCGACAGGGGUGGACGUACAGCAUUUUGCAGGACAUAAUGAAUAAGAGAAAUCCCCGCCUUGUCCCGUAUAAUCUCCUGGAUGAGCGUACAAAGAAAACAAAUCGAAACAGUUUGUGUGAGGCUGUCCGAACACUGAUUGGUUAUGGCUACAACAUUGAGCCACCAGAUCAAGAAACCACUGCCCAUGUUACAGGCAAAGGCCGCACUGAAAAGGUGCGGCUGUUUCGUGCUGAGAAGUCGUAUGCAGUGAAGAGUGGAAAGUGGUACUUUGAGUUUGAAGCUGUAACCGUCGGGGAAAUGAGGGUAGGAUGGGCGCGGCCUGACUGCAGGCCUGAUAUACCGCUGGGUGUUGAUGACCUUGCCUUUGUGUUUAAUGGAUUUAAGGGUCAGCGCUGGCAUAUAGGGAGUGAGCCUUUUGGACGUACUUGGCAACCUGGCGAUGUAGUUGGUUGUAUGAUUGACUUAAAUGAAAUGCACAUCAUGUUCACGCUUAACGGCGAGAUGCUAAUCAGAGACUCUGGUUCCGAGUUGGCUUUCAAGGACAUUGAAGUUGGCGAUGGGUUCAUUCCUGUGUGCAGCCUGGGACUUUCUCAGGUCGGGCGCAUUAACCUGGGCCAAAAUGUUAGCAGCCUGAGAUAUUUCACCAUAUGUGGUUUACAGGAAGGCUUUGAACCCUUUGCGGUAAAUAUGAAACGGGACAUCACCAUGUGGUUCAGUAAAAGUCUGCCUCAGUUUGUUCCUGUUCCCAGUGACCAUAGCCAUGUUGAGAUUACUAGAAUUGAUGGAACAGUUGACAGUCCUCCUUGUUUGAAAGCUUCUCAUAAAACCUUUGGAUCUCAGAACAGCAAUACCGACAUGCUGUUCUUCCGGCUCAGCAUGCCUGUUGAGUUCCACGACACUUUCAAGUGCACCCCUGGCACUACACCAUUGACCAGAAUGACAAUCCCAGAAGAAGAAGUUGAAGAUAUUGAUAUGGAUUCAGAGUUUGAAGUCCUUAAAAAGUCCGCCAGCCGAACUCAAACUGAAACACCUGCCAACGAGAAGGAGAACUUUAAGGAGGCACCUAAAGAACAGGCCAAAGCAGAGAAUGAUAAAGAUUCCUCCUCUGAAAAAAGUAAAUCCAAAACUAGGUUCUUAUUCAAAAAAAAGCCUGCCUUCAUUGCUCCUCCACCAGUUAUACCAACUGUCCCUCGCUUAAUAGAAGAUGUGGUGCCAGAUGACAGGGAUGACCCAGAAAUUAUUAUGAACACAACCACGUAUUACUAUUCCGUGAGGAUAUUUGCUGGGCAGGAACCAAGUGGUGUGUGGGUCGGCUGGGUGACCCCAGACUUUCACCAAUAUGACAGCAACUUCGAUUUAUCCAAAGUUCGCACGGUCACUGUUUCAGUGGGAGAUGUCCAAGGAAAAGUCCACGACAGCAUGAAGCGCAGCAAUUGUUACAUGGUCUGGGGAGGUGAAUUUAGUAACAACUCGCAGCAAGCAAGCCGGAGUAAUGUUGACCUGGAGAUUGGAUGUCUGGUCGAUUUGGCUACUGGCCUCAUGACUUUCACAGCCAAUGGAAAAGACAUAAACACCUACUUUCAGGUUGAACCAAGUAAGAAAUUAUUCCCUGCAGUCUUUGUGCAGCCUGCCAGUCAGAAUAUGUUCCAGUUUGAGCUUGGAAAGCUGAAGAAUAUUAUGCCCAUAUCAGCAGCUAUGUUUAAGAGUGAACGGAAGAAUACCACCCCUCAAUGUCCUCCCCGACUCGAUGUCCAGAUGAUCACACCGAUAGUCUGGAGUCGCAUGCCAAAUGACUUCUUGUUUGCGGAGACUGGACGCGUCAGUGAACGGCACGGCUGGAUGGUCGAGUGUGUUGACCCAGUUACCAUGAUGGCACUGCAUAUUCCUGAGGAAAACAGAUGUAUUGACAUCUUGGAGCUGUCUGAACGCAAUGACCUAUUGAAAUUUCACUACCACACGUUGCUACUAUAUUGUGCUGUCUGUGCAUUGGGCAACAACCGUGUUGCCCAUGCCAUUUGUAGCCACGUCGAUGAAUUUCAGUUACUCUACACCAUUGAGAACACGUACAUAUCAGGCCUUCUGCGUAGUGGCUAUUAUGAUCUACUCAUUAGCGUGCAUCUGGAGUCGGCCAAGCGAUCUCGACUCAUGAUGAACAAUGAGUUCAUCGUCCCUAUGACCGAAGAGACCAAGCAAAUCACGUUGUUUCCAUAUGAGAACAACAUACACGGCCUGCCUGGCGUGGGAGUUUCCACGUGUUUGAGGCCUCCUCUCCAUUUUGCAUCUCUGUCGUUUGUUGGCACCAGUGAUGAUCGUUACCAGUUCAGCCCUGAGAUACCGUUGGAUGUUCUUAAAACAAAGGCAAUUAACAUGUUGACUGAGGCUGUCCAAGAUGGCGGGCAACAUACGAGAGAUCCCGUUGGCGGCAGCGUGGAAUUCCAGUUUGUCCCAGUGCUAAAACUUGUGAGCACUCUCCUCAUUAUGGGCGUCUUUGAUGAUGAAGAUGUGAAACACAUACUGAAGAUGAUCGAACCUAAUGUGUUUGUCGAGGUCAAAGAAGAAAUCGAGAAAGCAGAAGCUGAAGACGCCAAGGAAGAACCGGUGCCGGCAGCCGCUGGGGAGGAGGAGGGGGAGGGAGAGGAGGAGGAGGUAAAAGAAGGAGAGAAAGAUGAACAAGAGUCAGAUGAGCCCAAAGAAGCUAAGACUGUGGACGGAGAAGUCGGCAAGGAGGAGGAGCUGGAGGAAGGACUUCUGCAGAUGAAGCUACCCGAGUCUGUCAAGUUACAGAUGUGCAAACUUCUUCAGUUCUUCUGUGACUGUGAGCUGCGACACCGGGUUGAAUCGAUUGCUUCAUUUGCAGAUAGGUUUGUUAACAGGAUGCAGACGGAUCAGCGGGAGCGCUACCGUGAGCUCAUGCUGUGCUUCAACAUGAGCGCAGCAGAGACUGCCAGGAAGACCAGAGAAUUCCGGUCACCACCACAGGAGCAGAUUAACAUGCUCAUGAAUUUCAAAAUGGGGCCAGAUGAAGAGAUCUGCCCUCUCCCAGAUAAAGUAAGAGAUGUAUUGCUCCACUUCCAUAGCAAGCUUCUCACUCACUGUGGCAUUCAAAUAGAAGAGGAUGAGGAAGAGGAAGAGAAGGACACCUCUCUCAAAGGGCGGUUAUUGAAUCUUGUUGAAAAAAUAAGAAACCUAAGGAAGAAAGAUGAGGUUGACGAAACUCCAGCUGAAGAAGAGAAGGCACCAAGUACGUUGCAGGAGCUGAUUUCUCACACCGUUGUUCAUUGGGCUCAGGAAGCCUUCAUCCAAAAUCCAGAACUUGUGCGGCUAAUGUUCAGCUUGCUGCAUCGACAGUACGACGGCGUUGGUGAGCUGAUCCGUGCUAUGCCAAAGGCCUAUAUCAUUAAUGCUACAUCUGUGGAGGACACUAUGAACUUGCUGGAAUGUCUGGGUCAGAUUCGCUCGCUUCUCAUUGUCCAGAUGGGUCCAGAAGAAGAGAGGCUUAUGAUCCAGAGUAUUGGAAACAUCAUGAACAAUAAAGUCUUCUAUCAGCAUCCAAACUUAAUGCGUGCUCUGGGCAUGCACGAAACUGUUAUGGAAGUAAUGGUGAACGUGUUGGGUGGUGGUGACUCCAAGGAGAUACGCUUCCCCAGAAUGGUGACAAACUGCUGCCGAUUCUUGUGCUAUUUCUGUCGCAUCAGUCGUCAGAAUCAAAGAGCCAUGUUUGAUCAUUUAAGCUACCUGUUGGAUAACAGCGGCAUUGGACUGGGAAUGCGAGGUUCUACUCCACUGGAUGUUGCAGCCGCCUCGUGCAUUGACAACAAUGAACUUGCCCUCGCUCUGCGGGAACCAGAUUUGGAAAAGGUGGUAACCUACCUGGCAGGAUGUGGACUGCAAAGCUGCCCUAUGCUUCUGGCAAAGGGAUACCCUGAUACUGGGUGGAAUCCUGUUGGAGGAGAACGCUACCUGGAUUUUCUCCGUUUUGCUGUAUUUGUCAAUGGUGAAAGUGUUGAAGAAAAUGCCAACGUUGUGGUGCGCUUGCUGAUCCGUCGCCCCGAGUGCUUCGGGCCAGCCCUACGGGGUGAAGGUGGUAGUGGUUUACUAGGAGCUAUUGAGGAUGCCAUCAAGAUUUCUGAGGAUCCUGCCCGUGAUGGACCAACAGUCAAGAAAGACCGUAGACGGGAAUACUUUAGUGAAGAAGUUCAUGAGGAAAACCGUGUGCACCUGGGGAAUGCCAUCAUGUCUUUCUACUCAGCACUGAUCGAUCUAUUGGGCCGAUGUGCUCCAGAGAUGCAUCUUAUUCAAGCUGGUAAAGGUGAAGCGUUAAGAAUUCGAGCAAUCCUGCGAUCCCUGGUUCCCAUUGAAGACUUAGUUGGUGUUAUAAGCCUGCCAUUGCAGAUACCUGCUUUCGGAAAAGAUGGCAACAUCGUUGAGCCUAAGAUGUCGGCUAGUUUUGUUCCUGACCAUAAAGCUCCCAUGGUGCUGUUCCUGGAUCGCGUCUAUGGAAUAGAAAAUCAGGACUUCCUUCUCCAUGUUCUGGAAGUUGGCUUCUUGCCUGAUAUGAGAGCAGCUGCCUCCUUAGAUACUGUCGCUUUCAGUACCACUGAGAUGGCUCUGGCUUUGAACCGAUACCUUUGCACUGCAGUUCUUCCUCUGAUAACCAAGUGUGCCCCAUUGUUUGCUGGAACAGAACAUAGAGCUAUAAUGAUUGAUUCCAUGCUCCACACCAUUUACCGAUUGUCCAGGGGUCGUUCACUGACUAAGGCACAGAGGGACGUUAUUGAAGAAUGUCUCAUGGCACUUUGUAGCUAUCUUCGUCCAUCAAUGCUGCAGCACCUGCUGCGUCGACUGGUGUUUGAUGUACCGAUAUUGAAUGAAUAUGCCAAGAUGCCGCUCAAGCUACUGACAAAUCACUAUGACAGGUGUUGGAAAUACUACUGCCUUCCAUCUGGAUGGGCAAAUUACGGUGUCACCUCUGAAGAAGAACUCCAUCUGACUCGGAAGCUCUUUUGGGGAAUCUUUGAGUCUGUGUCUCAGAAGAAAUAUGAUUCUGACUUGUUCAAGAUAGUCAUGCAGUGCCUCUGUGCAAUAGCUGGUGCACUCCCACCGGAUUAUGUUGAUGCCAGCUAUUCCUCCAAGGUCGAGAAGAAAGCUUCAGUGGAUGCAGAAGGCAACUUUGACCCAAAGCCUGUGGAUACAAUGAAUGUGAUAAUUCCUGAAAAAUUGGACCCCAUCAUCAACAAAUAUGCAGAGUAUACUCAUGACAAGUGGGCUUUUGAGAAGAUUCAAAACAACUGGAGUUACGGUGAAGUUAUUGAUGAAGAGGCCCGAACUCACCCUUGGCUGAGGCCGUACAAAACAUUCUCUGAAAAGGACCGAGAAAUCUAUAGAUGGCCAAUCAAAGAAUCCCUGAAGGCGAUGAUUGCUUGGGAGUGGACAAUUGAAAAAGCUGGCGAGGGAGUGGACAAAAGUGAGAAAGGAGAGAAGAAGGCUCGCAAGAUUUCACAAUCUGCCCAGGUGGUCUACGACCCCAGUCAUGGUUACAAUCCACAGCCACCAGAACUGUUGAACAUGACCUUGUCUCGCGAAUUGCAGUCAAUGGCUGAGCAACUUGCUGAAAACUACCACAACACUUGGGGUCGUAAGAAGAAGCUGGAACUGCAGGCCAAAGGUGGCGGAACUCAUCCACUUUUGGUGCCAUACGACACACUGACUGCUAAAGAGAAAGCUCGGGACAGGGAGAAGGCUCAUGAAUUGCUCAAGUUCCUGCAGAUGCAUGGAUAUGCUGUAACAAGAGGAAUGAAGGAUAUGGAAUUAGACACAUCCUCAAUCGAGAAGAGAUUUGCCUAUGGUUUUCUGAAGAAAUUGUUGCAGUGGUUGGACGUAGCUCAAGAGUUUGUUUUGCAUAUAGAGGCUGUUGUGAGCAGUGGAAGAGUUGAGAAAUCCCCUCAUGAGCAGGAGAUCAAGUUCUUUGUAAAGAUUUUGCUCCCAUUGAUAAAUCAAUACUUCAAGAACCAUUGUUUAUACUUCCUUUCUACUCCAGCUCAGCUCUUGGGCAGUGGAGGACAUGCCUCAAACAAAGAGAAGGAAAUGAUAGCCAGUAUCUUCUGCAAACUCGCAGCUUUGAUCAGACAUAGAGUCUCCCUCUUUGGUACUGAUGCUCCUGCAGUCAUAAACUGUUUGCAUAUUUUAGCAAGAUCUCUGGAUGCCAGGACGGUGAUGAAAUCCGGACCUGAAAUAGUGAAAGCUGGUCUGCGGUCAUUAUUUGAAGGCGCCUCUGAGGACAUUGAGAAAACGGUGGAAAAUCUGAAGCUCGGCAAAGUCUCACAGAGUCGAACCCAAGUAAAGGGAGUUGCCCAGAAUAUUAACUACACAACAGUGGCCCUUCUGCCUGUACUGACCUCACUGUUUGAUCAUUUGGCUCAGCAUCAAUUCGGAGACGACGUUAUCUUGGAUGAUGUCCAGGUUGCUUGCUAUCGAAUCUUGUCCAGUAUCUAUUCUCUUGGAACCACAAAGAACACGUAUGUGGAGAGGCAGCGUCCCUCUCUCGGUGAAUGUCUUGCGCGAUUGGCAGCUGCCAUGCCAGUGGCCUUCCUCGAACACCAUCUUAACGAGCACAAUGUCUACUCUGUUUAUAACACAAAGACUGAGCGGGAAAGAGCCAUUUUGGGUUUGCCAAACACCGUUGAUGAAAUGUGUCCAGACAUUCCAGAUUUGGACCAUCUCAUGAAGGACAUUAAUGAUCUCGCAGAGUCUGGUGCUCGUUAUACCGAGAUGCCACACGUUAUUGAAAUUACACUCCCUAUGCUGUGUAACUAUCUGCCACGAUGGUGGGAAUGGGGUCCUGACAACGUUACAGAUGAAAACCAAAUGCACUGUACAAGCAUCACCUCGGAACAUCUCAAUGCCCUGCUGGGAAAUAUUUUGAAGAUUAUAGUCAACAAUCUGGGUAUUGAUGAAGCAUCCUGGAUGAAAAGACUUGCAGUUUUUGCACAGCCAAUUAUCAGCAAGGCCAAGCCUGAACUGUUGAAAUCCCACUUCAUCCCUACCAUGGAAAAGCUAAAGAAAAGAUCGAAAAAAGUAGUGGCUGAGGAGGAUCAGUUGCGCAUGGAGGGCAAGGGAGAUGUUGUGGAAAGCGAAUUACUAAUCCGAGAUGAGUUUUCUGUUCUCUGCCGUGAUCUGUAUGCUUUGUAUCCACUGCUGAUUCGUUAUGUGGACAACAACAGGGCCAAGUGGUUAACUGAACCAAACCCCGAUGCCGAAGAGCUUUUCAGAAUGGUGGGAGACAUCUUUAUCCUGUGGUCGAAGUCACAUAAUUUCAAACGGGAGGAGCAGAACUUUGUGGUCCAAAACGAAAUCAACAACAUGUCAUUUCUCACCGCGGAUAGCAAAAGCAAGAUGUCAAAGGCUGGAGAGGAUGGACAGUCAGGAGGGUCUGACCAAGAAAGGACCAAAAAACAGAGGAGGGGCGAUCGUUACUCCGUACAGACGUCGCUGAUUGUAGCAACUCUUAAAAAAAUGCUUCCUAUUGGCCUAAACAUGUGUUCACCUGCUGAUCAGGAGCUCAUUAACAUAGCGAAGACAAGAUAUGCCUUGAAAGAUACAGAUGAAGAGGUGCAAGAGUUUCUCCACAACAAUCUCCAUUUGCAGGAAAAGUGUGAAAAUUCUUCCUCUAUGAGAUGGCAGAUGGCACUGUACAAGGACAUUGCUGGCAAAGCCGAAGAUAGCAACAAUCCUGAAAAGAUAGUGAAGCGGGUGCAGGAAGUCUCUGCCGUCCUGUUCCACCUGGAGCAGACAGAGCAUCCUUUCAAGUCCAAGAAGAUGGUUUGGUAUAAGCUGUUGUCUAAGCAACGCCGGAGAGCUGUGGUAGCAUGUUUCCGCAUGACCCCUCUUUACAACUUGCCAAGACCUAAAGUUAGCUAUCACUUCAUGAACGCCUAUCUGGAACUGUGGCUUCGCAGAGCGUGUGAGGAAACAGACUUUGCAAGUCUAGUAUACCUACUGAUGAAAUCGGGUGAAGAGGAAGAGGAAGAAGAAGAGGCAAAAGAGUCAAAGCCUGACCCACUUCACCAGCUGAUUCUUCACUUUAGUCGCACGGCUCUCACUGAGAAAAGCAAACUGGAAAUGGACCAUCUCUACGUGUCAUACGCUGAUAUCAUGGCAAAGAGUUGUCACAUUAAAGAAGAAGGUGAAGAGGAGGAAAAUGAAGAGGAUGCUGAACUUAGCUUUGAAGAAAAGGAGAUGGAGAAACAAAGACUUCUAUACCAGCAAUCCAGACUACAUAGCCGUGGUUCUGCUGAGAUGGUUCUACAGAUGAUUAGUGCAUGCAAGGGUGAGCCUGGUAUAAUGGUUUCCUCGACUCUAAAGCUGGGUAUUUCCAUCCUGAAUGGUGGUAAUGCUGAUGUCCAACAGAAAAUGUUAGACUACCUGAAAGAGAAAAGAGAUAUCGGUUUCUUCCAAAGUAUGCAAGCUCUCAUGCAAACCUGCAGUGUGUUGGAUCUCAAUGCCUUUGAAAGACAGAAUAAGGCUGAAGGCCUAGGGAUGGUCACAGAAGAGGGAACCAUCAUCAAACGUGAAAGUGAAGGCAAACAAAAGGGUUCUGGCGAGAAAGUGAUGUCAGACGAUGAAUUUACUCAAGAUCUGUUCAGAUUCCUGCAGUUGCUUUGUGAAGGACACAAUAAUGAUUUCCAGAAUUACCUGAGGACUCAGACAGGCAACACUACAACUAUCAACAUCAUUAUUUGCACCGUCGACUACCUGCUGCGCUUACAGGAAUCUAUCAGUGAUUUCUACUGGUACUACUCUGGAAAGGAUGUCGUUGAUGAGCAAGGAAAGAGGAAUUUCUCCAAGGCUAUGGCUGUGGCUAAGCAAGUGUUUAAUAGUCUUACUGAAUACAUUCAGGGUCCAUGCACCGGCAACCAGCAAAGCCUGGCUCACAGCAGGUUAUGGGAUGCAGUUGUCGGGUUUCUCCAUAUCUUCGCACACAUGAUGAUGAAGCUUGCACAGAUGCCUGAUAAUCGAGGAUCCAGAAAUAGCGAUUCCAGCCAGAUCGAAUUAUUGAAGGAGCUCUUGGACUUGCAGAAGGACAUGGUGGUGAUGCUGCUCUCCUUACUGGAAGGAAAUGUUGUGAAUGGAACUAUUGCAAAGCAAAUGGUGGAUAUGUUGGUGGAGUCAUCAAGCAAUGUUGAAAUGAUCCUAAAAUUCUUUGAUAUGUUCUUGAAACUGAAGGACAUUGUCGCUUCUGAUGCAUUCAAAGAUUAUGUAACUGACCCCAGAGGUCUUAUCUCAAAGAAGGAUUUCCAGAAAGCAAUGGACAGCCAGAAACAAUACACAUCUUCUGAGAUCCAGUUCCUACUUUCAUGCUCAGAAGCAGAUGAGAAUGAAAUGAUAAACUAUGAGGAAUUUGCAAACCGGUUCCAAGAGCCAGCUAAGGACAUUGGUUUUAAUGUAGCUGUGUUACUCACUAAUCUGUCUGAACAUGUCCCUCAUGACACAAGACUUAAAAACUUCUUGACAUUGGCAGACAGCAUCCUCAAUUAUUUCCAGCCUUUCCUGGGGCGCAUUGAGAUCAUGGGCGCCAGUAAGAAGAUAGAGCGCAUUUACUUUGAGAUCAGCGAGGCCAAUAAGACACAGUGGGAGAUGCCUCAGGUCAAGGAGUCCAAGCGGCAGUUCAUCUUUGACGUGGUGAAUGAAGGUGGAGAAUCUGAAAAGAUGGAACUCUUUGUCAACUUCUGUGAAGACACCAUUUUUGAGAUGCAGAUUGCUUCAAAGAUCUCCGAAGCAGAUGAAGAAGAGAAGUCAGAAGAAGAUGAAGAGGACGAAGAGGAUGCUGAAGGGGCAGAGACUGAGAAAAUAUCUUCCUCGGCUGAGGCACCAUCAGCCUUUGCAGGGUUCCUUAGCUCCAUUGUUGACUUUUUUAAAAUAUUUACAUUUAAAAACAUAAGGAAAAAGUAUAGGAAACUAAAGAAGAUGACAAUUAAAGAGAUUGUGAUGUCUCUGGUGUCCUUCUUUUGGACUUUGUUUAUGGGCAUCUUGCACUUUAUCUACAGUAUCUGUAGUGGUUUCUUCAUGAUAAUAUGGAAUACCUUAUUUGGGGGUGGCUUAGUUGAAGGAGCCAAACAUCUGACAGUCACGGAACUCCUGGCCAGUAUGCCUGAUCCCACCCAGGACGAAGUUCAUGCUGACAUUCCUGACAUUAGUAAGGCUGAGGCUGAAGGAACUGCAGUCCAGUCUGAGUUUGAAGACCAAGUGAAAGAAGAGCAAAUAUCAGAGAAGUCUGAUGUUAAGAGGGAAAGCAGCCAGCUAAGGAUGGGCCCCGAGUCCAACCUAGGACUUGGCGACAUUGUGGAAUCUGCGCAAGUCGAGCCUCCAACCCCAGAGGACACUCCACCUACUUUCAGAAAAGUGAGGCAACAGAUUGAAUCUCAGAUGGAAGUUAAGUCAGACGACCAACUCAAGACUGAGGCAGAGAAAGCAGACACGGAGAAUGGUGAAAAGGCCGAGAAGGACAUGAAAGAGAAAGAACUAGUAGAACUCCCAGAAGAAGAAAAGGGAAAGUCAGAAGAGAAAGAAAAAACAGAGGAAAAGGAACAUCCUGGGGAAACAGGGAAGGAAGUGGAAGAACAGGUGGAGAAAGAAGAAGAAAAAGAUGAAGCUACACCAGCGAAGAGGGCGAGGAAGAAAGCCAAGCUGGAGAGGAAAAAGGAGGAACCGGAAGCUGUCAUGGAGUUCUGGAUCGAGUUUGAAAACUAUAAGACCAAGCUUUUGAAUUACUUAUCAAGAAACUUCUACAAUCUUCGCUUCCUCGCCCUGUUUGUGGCAUUUGCAAUCAACUUUAUUCUCCUCUUCUAUAAGGUAUCCGCGGUCGAAGAUGAAGAAGAUUUUGAAGCAGCAGGCUUUGAGGAUGAUAUGAUAAGCACAGGUUUUGGAAAUGGAAAUGGAGAUGAAGAGGAGGAGGAGGAGGAUGAAGAUUCACUGGUUUAUUUCGUCCUUGAAGAGAGUACAGGUUAUAUGGCACCAACGUUAAAAAUCCUCUCAAUUCUCCACACCCUUCUCUCCUUCCUCUGUAUUAUCGGAUACAACUACUUGAAGGUUCCUCUGGUCAUCUUUAAACGAGAGAAGGAACUUGCCAGAAAAUUAGAAUUCGACGGUUCAUAUAUCACGGAGCAACCUGCUGACGAUGAUAUUAAAGGACAGUGGGAUCGACUCGUUCUCAACACACCGUCCUUCCCAAAUAACUACUGGGACAAAUUUGUCAAAAGAAAGGUAUUGGACAAGUAUGGUGAUAUCUACGGCAGAGAGCGUAUCGCAGAGCUGUUAGGCAUGGACAUGAGUGCAUUGGAUGUCACUGUGCCCCAAGAAAAGACACCCGCAGCCGAUAAUUCUUUUCUUUCAUGGAUCACAUCCCUGGAUAUCAAGUACCAGAUCUGGAAGUUUGGUGUGAUAUUCACUGACAAUUCCUUCCUUUAUCUUUGCUGGUAUUUGGUUAUGUCCAUCCUUGGUCAUUACAACAGCUUCUUCUUUGCUGCACAUCUGCUGGACAUUGCUAUGGGUGUCAAAACCCUUCGCACCAUCCUGUCCUCUGUAACUCACAAUGGCAAACAGCUGAUGAUGACUGUCGGGUUGUUGGCAGUCGUCGUGUAUCUCUACACAGUUGUGGCUUUCAACUUCUUCCGCAAAUUUUAUAACAAGAGUGAGGAUGAAGAUGAGCCAGAUAUGAAGUGUGAUGAUAUGAUGACAUGUUACCUGUUCCACAUGUAUGUGGGUGUAAGAGCCGGUGGUGGCAUUGGUGAUGAGAUUGAAGACCCAGCUGGAGAUGAAUAUGAGCUCUACCGUGUUGUCUUUGACAUUACGUUCUUCUUUUUUGUCAUCGUUAUCCUCCUAGCCAUCAUUCAAGGUUUGAUCAUCGAUGCUUUUGGUGAACUGAGAGAUCAGCAGGAGCAAGUGAAAGAAGACAUGGAGACCAAGUGCUUCAUCUGUGGAAUUGGCAGUGACUACUUCGACACCACACCCCAUGGGUUUGAAACACACACUUUAGAGGAACACAACUUGGCAAAUUACAUGUUCUUCCUGAUGUAUCUAAUUAACAAAGAUGAAACUGAACACACGGGUCAGGAAUCUUAUGUAUGGAAGAUGUACCAGGAACGAUGCUGGGAUUUCUUCCCUGCGGGUGACUGCUUCCGGAAGCAAUAUGAAGAUCAGCUGGGAUAACGAGUUGCAUUUUAAUAAUCCAUGAAUUUUAGCUAGUUCCUCAUCCUUUCUGCCAUAUGACAAAUGCUUGUAAAAAGAACAGAUAACUAAAGUGGAUUUUAUUACAUAUAGAAUUUUUUUAAACAAAGUACCUGAACCAGAUAUGUAAAUUGGAUAUGCUGCUUUUGCACACAAUAAUCAAUUACUGAGUCUUGAUCUAGAUUUAUACUUCAAUGUACAUUGAAAAUUCUUGAUAUUUUAGGUAUCUUUUUUGCAAACGGGGGAAAAAGGUUGGAUAAAAAAGUGCCUUAGCCUUGUCCUGAAAUAUUAUGUAAAGCAACCCUUCUUCCCUCUCCAUAAUGCCGGCAAUGGGACGUCCCAUUUCUGCAUUGUUAGGUAGAAGAACCAUUGUAACUGCAUACUAAUUUCAAUCCUAAUAAUUGAAAGAGCCAUCGACUUCAGGCAUUCUGUUUGCAAUAGUCACAGUGCUGCUUGUAACGGAGCACCCAAAACCUGUCUGUUUUCAUCAAAGGACAAAACUAAUUAGCGAAAACAGUACAUUCAGAAAACAAGUAUUUGCCUGUCUUUUUAACUCCAUAUCUAUAUGAACCGUUUUCCAAUGUAAGCCCUGAGCAUCUGCUUAUAAGGAACUGCCUGUGCAGCAACUGAAGCCUGGUGCAAGGGUUUGUCCAGAUAAAGACAAAUGCACUUGUAAAAAUACUUUUCAAAGUGCACUCUCAAAGCUUAAUUGGACAUGCUGCUUUUGCACACAAUAAUCAAUUAAUAAAUAAUCAAUUAUUGCUAACCUAAUUUAUUUUGUUGGAAGUAAUUAUAAUGGAACUUUUCAGAGCUAUCUUUAAUCAAAUACUUAUUUAAUUUGCUACUAAUGCCGUCUCAAAUGCCUGCCUAUUUCUUUCCUGUGCUCCGUUUGAGACAAGUUCUUUUGUCCAGCUGUGAUUGUUCCUGUAUUUAAGAGGGUGCUUUGGAAGAGCGAUUGUGCCUCUCGUGUAUGUGGAAUGGAUACGGUCAAAACACUGUUGGUAAACCUUUCAGAAUUAGUUUAAUGUUUCUUUCUUGUUCCCGAAUGGGUGAUUAUUGUAGCAUGUAACCACCUGUGUAGUUUGAAAUUUUCAUCCAAAUUUUGCUACAAGGACAGGAACGUAUUUUUACACAAGUUGAGUCUCUCUUGAUUAACCGUCCCUAAAUGUGAAGCAACGCUUGCAUUAAUCCAAAAUUUUUAAAGCCAAGCACUGAAAACUGGUCAUUAUUAAGGAAAUACAGAUGCAAACUUGGUAAUGUUGGUUCAGUUCCCAUGUAAGGCUAAUACCUCACUCUGUGGCUUAUCCCGCAUGAUGUUCUGGGCCAAACCUUCAGCCAUUUAGUUCCAAAACAUGUUCAAACAAUGCUGACUACAUUUCCAGAGCUUUAGAAAAUUGCAACAAAUUAAAUGGUGUGACUGCUUCAAAGAUGAUUGAAAUUAAGUUCACUUGAGUUUCCGACUAAAUAUAAAGUUUUCACUCAGGAGAAAUCAACUUGGUUCCUGUCUCCUUUAACACAAAAAUGUUGUUUGCCGUUUAAUUAUUGACCAUCUGCAUCAAGCAGAGGAAUAUAACUGGACUGUAAAACUGCCUUCUGAUGGGUUGAGUUGGAACUAUUCAGUUUAACUGGAUAGUGGUCUGUCAGUUUUUAUUAGUAUACAAGAGUGUGAGGGAACUAGGCUUAGGCUACAGUUCACACAAGUGUUACAAUGCUCUGCCUCUCCAAAUAAAUUGGUUAAC
Messenger RNA from Hypanus sabinus (Atlantic stingray), 16964 nucleotides. Its product is annotated as ryanodine receptor 1-like. Gene Ontology annotation, cellular component: calcium channel complex; sarcoplasmic reticulum membrane; smooth endoplasmic reticulum. The record is from RefSeq and is a predicted model, not a curated record. Bases 1 to 15207 code for a protein of 5068 amino acids. Gene Ontology annotation, biological process: calcium ion transmembrane transport; intracellular calcium ion homeostasis. The transcript has 107 exons. Gene Ontology annotation, molecular function: protein binding; ryanodine-sensitive calcium-release channel activity. Lineage: Eukaryota; Metazoa; Chordata; Chondrichthyes; Myliobatiformes; Dasyatidae.